AUGAACGGGGCAGAAACACGGAAAUACGGUGAAUUGCAUACGACGGGCCAGCUCCCCACGCCUUCCUCGACGCCCGAACCGGACGAUGUGGCACCUCCGAGGGGCCGCCGCGCCCAUGAAGCCAAAAGCGAGGAACCGCUGCAGAACAUGACGAAUGGCGCCAAAGCCGAGCCAAACAGCGCAAUCAGCUCCAGUGCGCCGAGCAGGAGGCCCAGCGUGCACGAAGAGGCCAUUCUCUCCGACACCAGCGAGAAGAUACGGCCCAUCAAGCGGCCUGGAGACGGGCGGCGGAGGAGCAGCGUGUCGGAGCACGAGAAGAUCCUCAAGCUCAGUCCCCGCCAGAUCCAGGAACUCACGAGCGAGCCUGCGAGCAUUCCCAUCCGAGCAGCCACGCCGAUUCUCGAAGACGAGCUGGAAGACGCCACGCCGCUGGAAGAUGGCGAUGGCCAGGGCAGCAACAAGCUCUUGGGCGUCGUGCUGGAGCGGCCGGUGGAGCUCAAUGGUGAAUCGAGGAGAGAGAAGGAAGUCGUCCUGAUCAAGACACCUGCAACCGAAUUGCGCAACGGCCGCCCGGUGCUUUCCUCACGAUCCGUCACUACGCCCUCGCUCCCACGAAGGACCACGUCAAGGUCGCGAUCACGCACACACAACCAGACACAAGAGACAGAGGACCGGAGACAUAGCAGGCAUAUCCCUCCGCCGUUGAGUCUGGACCACAGAGAUGGCACGUCCAAGGGCCACGACAGACACAAGGAGACACGCGAGAUACGUGAGCAGGUCUCUCCGACACCAAUCGCUCUCCCGUUGCCGCCAAUGUCGAUGCCUACCUUUCUUUCCCUAGAACUCUCCGCCAGCCGUCCCUCUCCAUUGUACAUAUACCGGCCCGCGACGACAGACUUUCCCUACGAAACAUCCGAGAUAAAGUACGAGCGCUUGCUCAACUUCCUAAGGAUACCACUGAAGAUCGAGGGCAUACUUGGAUUUGGAGCGCUGGCUUGUCUGGAUGCAUGGAUGCACGUCUUGACAAUUCUGCCCCUUCGCUUUCUGCUCGCCAUUGCCAUUUUGGUCAAAUGGUGGGGCUCAGUCAUUGUGAAAGAGUUUCGCCAUCUCUGGGCUUUUGUCUACGACGGUCUUCCUCGCCUUUGGCAGCGCAGGAAGCAGACCGAUGGCCCUACGCCUUUACCAACACCUGCUGAGGAGGUGCCUCCGUCCAUGUCGCGGAAGCCAUCAUCUUCUACCGUUCCCUCGGCCAAUACGACGGCCAGGCAGAAUCCUCAGAUGUCGACGACAUUCAAGUUUCCAGACAUGAACGAGCUCAGGGCGCGCCGGCCUCGAAACUCCCGAUUCCGUCACCGCCGUACCAAGUCCACGCCUUCUACACUACAACCCAGCCACAAAGCAGACAUACUGAAAGGUCUACUGGUCAUUGCCAGCUGCUUCGUCUUGAUGCGCUUCGACGCGAGUCGCAUGUAUCAUGGCAUUCGUGGACAGUCAGCUAUCAAGCUGUACGUCAUCUACAACGUCCUCGAGGUCUGUGAUCGCCUGCUCUCAGCCGUCGGUCAAGAUGUGCUGGAAUGCCUCUUUUCUCGCGAGACGCUGGACCGUAAUCCCGACGGCAGAAGCAAGGUCCUCCGUCCAUUUGGAAUGUUCGCACUUGCACUGGUAUACACCGUCGCCCACGCUACAGCGCUGUUCUACCAAGUGAUAACGCUGAACGUGGCCGUCAACUCCUAUUCCAACGCACUACUGACGCUCUUGAUGUCCAACCAAUUCGUCGAAAUCAAGGGCACGGUGUUCAAGAAAUUUGAGAAGGAGAACCUUUUCCAGAUUACCUGCGCAGAUAUCGUAGAGCGUUUCCAGCUCUGGCUCAUGCUUCUCAUCAUUGCAAUGCGCAACGUUGUCGAAGUAGGUGGCUUGAGUAUCCAAAGCAGCGACACCUCUUGGACAGCCAUGUUCACUGGAUCUGCCAACUCGUCUUCUGCGACCGCGUUCAAGGCUACGAGUAUCAUACCUAUGAGCUUUACUAUCUUCCCAAAGUACAUUGCACAGGUACUCAACCCGUUCCUGCUGGUGUUGGGUAGCGAGAUGUUUGUCGAUUGGCUGAAGCAUGCGUACAUUACCAAGUUCAAUCAGUACAAGCCAGAGGUGUAUAGCAAGUUCUUUGACGUUCUGGCAAAGGACUACUAUUCUAAUGCUUUUGCUGACGCGGACUUGACACGACGUCUUGGUCUGCCAGUUAUACCACUGUCAUGCCUCUUCAUACGUGCUGCCAUCCAAACCUACCACAUGUUCAUUGCGAUGCACAUGCCGCCCCCCCUCCACACCACAUCAACAUCCCUCUCUUCGGACCCGACAUCCUCCCCCACAACGACCGCAGCACUAGCCCACAUCGACCACGUCUUCCGCCGCGCCCUAGGUCGCUCCUCCUUCGGUGCCGGCAUCCCCUCCCAAGCCUGGUACAACCCCCUCUCCUACACCCUCGACGACCUCAUCGCCGGCUCAACCAUGCUCAUCGUCUUCCUCGUCGGCUACCUCAUCUUCCUCGCUUUCAAACUCAUUCUCGGCAUGCUCCUCCUAUCCGUCAGCCGCAAACGAUACCACGGUAUGCAGGAACGAGAGAAGAUGAAUGUGGAGACAGGGGGUAAGAGAAUCGGGGGAUGGGGCGUUGUGGAUGUAGACGAGGAGAAGAGGAAGGUGAUUUACGAUGAUGAUCCUGAGACGCUGAAGAGACUGAGGGAGAGGGAUGAAAAGGGCAGGAAGAAGGAGCAGGAGGAAAGGGAGAGAGGGACGAGCUUUGGGCAUGUUAGUCGGUAUGCGAUGGUUGCUAAGAGGAUUUGGUGA
Molecule: messenger RNA, 2841 nt
Organism: Alternaria viburni
Lineage: Eukaryota; Fungi; Ascomycota; Dothideomycetes; Pleosporales; Pleosporaceae
Exons: 2
Coding region: 1-2841 (946 amino acids)
Biological process (GO): maintenance of protein localization in endoplasmic reticulum
Cellular component (GO): endoplasmic reticulum membrane
Source: RefSeq, a predicted model, not a curated record